AUGGAUGUAUUCUUUGAGCUGCCAAGAGGGAGGCCAUUUUCCAUUGAAGUAGGCUUCUUUGACACUGUCCUAGAGAUUAAAGAGAAGGUGCAAAAGUAUCAGGGCAUUCCCAUCUCAAAGCAAACUCUGAUCCUCAAAGGUCAAGUUCUCCAAGAUGAUGGUGAUGUUUGGAAGUAUGAAAUCCUUCAAAACUCACGCAUUCAGCUAGUUGUCACUCCAGACUCAGACAAGCCGGCACUCAUGGUCAAGAAUGAGGAGUUUUCUUCAUCACCCCCCACCAAAAUUCAUGAUCAUGAGUCAGAUAACUCUACAACUUCAGCAGCAACUGUUGCUAACACUGGUCCAGGAGGGUCAAAGAAGUUGAAGGUUUGGGCCAAAAGUGGGACAAAGAAGAUACCUGUAGAAGUGAAUGCUUCUGAUAAUGUGGCGGAGUUAAGGAAGGAGCUGAAUAAGUUACAGCAGAGGCUUCAGUUUCAUCUUCCACAAGAAGGUUACUUUUUUAUUUAUGAACAAAAUGUUAUGAAUGAUGAUAGGUCUUUUCGCUGGCACCAUGUUAAGCAGGGCGACACCAUUGAAAUCUUCAACGGAAGUGUUACUGGUGGAUCAUAA
This is a messenger RNA of Lotus japonicus, 609 nucleotides long. RefSeq names its product ubiquitin domain-containing protein 7SL RNA1-like. The record is from RefSeq and is a predicted model, not a curated record. The coding region runs from base 1 to 609 and encodes 202 amino acids. Gene Ontology annotation, biological process: proteasome-mediated ubiquitin-dependent protein catabolic process. Gene Ontology annotation, molecular function: polyubiquitin modification-dependent protein binding; proteasome binding; ubiquitin binding. Gene Ontology annotation, cellular component: cytosol; nucleoplasm. Lineage: Eukaryota; Viridiplantae; Streptophyta; Magnoliopsida; Fabales; Fabaceae. The transcript is spliced from 2 exons.